GGUAGUCUCGUUCAAUCAUUCGACGAGUCAACACGUAAUCUUUUAAUUAUUUGAAGGGCUUAAUAAUAAAGGUCAAUUUACAAUGAUUAGAAACAUUUUGGUGAUUAUAUUACUGGCUGGAUGUAUUUUUGGGGAUGAAUACCAUAGCCACCACAAGCCAUCAACUGUGAAAAAAUCUUCCAAUGUUAUCAAUGAGCAGGAAAGAACCACAAAAUAUUGGGUUAAUCAAGCUCAAGACACUCUUAAAAAAAUUGUAAAUAAGAAGCUUAAUACAAAAAAUGCUACAAACAUUAUUAUGUUCUUGGGCGAUGGAAUGAGUUUCUCGACUGUGGCUGCAACUAGGAUGUACUUGGGUGGUGAAGAAAAGAAGCUGUCUUUUGAAGAAUUCGAGUAUACUGGAUUUUCUAAGACUUACUGUGUGGAUGCUCAAGUAGCCGAUUCAGCAUGUACAUCGACUGCUUAUCUAAAUGGAAUCAAAACAAAUUACGAAGUAAUUGGAUUAAACGCUAAAGCAACUGUUGCAGAUUGUGAUGCUCAACUUGAUGAUAAAAUUUGGACAGAAAGUAUUUUGAGAUGGGCACAAAAGUCACACAAAGCAACAGGAAUAGUAACAACAACACGUAUUACUCACGCUAGUCCAGCUGGUGGGUAUGCACACGUCUCCGAACGCGACUGGGAAAAUGAUCAUGAAGUUUCCUUAAGUGGAUGUGAUCCAAACAAAGUUGAUGACAUUGCCGAGCAGCUCGUCUACAACGUCGAAGGAGCCAACUUUAAAGUCAUUUUGGGUGGAGGUCGUGCAAAUUUCAUUAAUCAAACUGAAAAGGAUGAAGAAAACAACAAUGGAAAGAGACAUGAUGGAAAGAACUUAAUUAAUGUGUGGAAAAAUGAACGAUCAAAAUUAGGAAAGGCUGAAUAUAUUUGGAAUAAACAGCAACUUGAUUCUCUUGACUAUAACAAUACAGAAUAUCUACUUGGUCUUUUUGAGCAUGAUCACAUGAGAUACAAUAUGGAUGUGAAAGCACAAGGUUUAGUUUUGGAACCUUCACUUUCGGAUAUGACAAGUGCAGCUAUUAAAAUGUUACAAAAGGAAGAUGGUGGAUAUUUCUUGUUCAUUGAGGGAGGAAUGAUUGAUCAAGCUCAUCACUAUAAUUAUGCACAAAUAUCAUUAGAUGAGACUAAGGAAUUUUCUGAUGCCAUUGCUCUUGCAAGGAAGAUGACAAACGAGGAGGACACACUUAUUGUUGUGACAGCUGAUCACUCACAUGUUUUUACAUAUAGUGGAUAUCCUGAACGAGGAAGUAACAUUUUUGGAGCCGUUGAAGUUAGUGACAUAGAUGAACUUCCAUACGCAACAUUAAGUUACGCCAAUGGACCUGGUUUCGCUCAUACAUUUGUAGACGGAAAACGUGUGGAUCCAAAUACUGUUGGAAUGGAUGAUCCUAAAUUCCAAUAUCCAGCAACAGUGCCAAGAGAGAAAGAUACUCAUGGUGGGGAGGAUGUCGCAGUGUACGCAUCAGGACCAAUGGCACAUCUAUUUAGUGGAAAUUAUGAGCAAAAUACAAUUCCACUCAUCAUGGCUUAUAUCAUGAAAAUUGGACCAUAUGCGGCUGAAGAGAAAAGUGCAUCAUGUGCGAUAAUGCCAGUUUUUAUGCUCUUAUUAUCUAUGUUGAUAAUAAAUAAGUUGAUUAAGUAAUUUAUGACAGGAAAUUAUUUGUUUUAUAGCCAUUAAGUAUUAAAAAGUUUUGAGAUUCAGUGAUAAAUUAUUUUAAAGUGUAAAUUUUUUGUGAAUAAAUGAAGGAUUUGAAAUAAGAA
Molecule: messenger RNA, 1812 nt
Organism: Chironomus riparius
Lineage: Eukaryota; Metazoa; Arthropoda; Insecta; Diptera; Chironomidae
Source: the annotation of a GenBank genome assembly